Messenger RNA from Jatropha curcas, 1186 nucleotides. Its product is annotated as Pentatricopeptide repeat (PPR) superfamily protein. NCBI's taxonomy places the organism in Eukaryota, Viridiplantae, Streptophyta, Magnoliopsida, Malpighiales, Euphorbiaceae. Gene Ontology annotation, molecular function: protein binding. The record is from RefSeq and is a predicted model, not a curated record.
UUUAUUUUGAAGAUUUUCUGAGAUAUUAGAGUAAAUAAAUAGUCAUUGUUCUGCUCCCUAUUGCUCCUCUGCCAAAACCUUUGUAUGACUUGUAGCCCAAUUCUACUAAAUAGACUUGUAAUGGCUGUUCGCGCGUUUUCAAGAUCAAAAAUAGCAAAACUCAGUGCAGUAUUCCUUCAAAACCAAACGGUUAAACCAACAAUACCAAUCUCAUUACCUUCGAAGCCCCAAAUUUCAUAUUCAGAUUCAAAUAUAUUAUCAUACAGUUACUUUUGUGGGUUAAGGCAAUACCACGAUGGGAGGCCGAGAGGACCCCUUUGGAGAGGCAAGAAGCUUAUAGGCAAAGAAGCGCUUUUUGUAAUUCAAGGAUUAAAGAGGUUUAAAGAUGAUGAAGAGAAGCUUCAAAGGUUUAUAAAAAACCAUGUUUUGAGGCUGUUGAAAAUGGACAUGAUUGCUGUAUUAACUGAACUUGAGCGCCAAGAAGAGGUCUCUUUGGCUACCAAGAUUUUUCAAGUGAUUCAAAAGCAAGACUGGUAUCAGCCUGAUGUCUAUCUCUAUAAGGAUUUGAUCAUUGCAUUAACAAGAGGCGGGAAAAUGGAUGAAGCAAUGAAGCUAUGGGAAGUGAUGAGAAAUGAGAAUUUGUUCCCAGAUUCUCAAAUGUACACAGAAAUCAUCAGAGGAUUCUUGAGGGAUGGGUCUCCUGCUGAUGCCAUGAAUAUAUAUGAGGACAUGAAGAAGUCACCAGAUCCACCGGAUGAAUUACCGUUUAGGAUUUUGUUAAAGGGGCUUCUACCACAUCCACUUUUGAGAAACAGAGUGAAGCAAGAUUAUGAAGAGCUGUUCCCUGAAAAACAUUUCUAUGAUCCUCCGGAAGAGAUAUUUGGCAUUCACUAAGGUGUGCAUGAGGGCAUGCUCAUUUCUCAACCGCUUAAAGUGAGAGUUGGCUUUUCUAUGCAAGAACACAUACCACAUUGCCAUGGAUUUGAAUUUCGUAAAGCUGUGAUAUUUCCUUGUAAUUUUCCCCUCGGAGGAUGGAGCUGAAUGGUGGACUAUGGGGACUCUUUCAGUUGAUCAAACUUGAUGCAAUAUAAUUCAAAAUAGAUAUUUUUUGGAUUCAUAAAUAACUACUCCACAUAUGAGUUUUAUUCUUUCUUUUAAGUCAAAUUGAAAUGUUGGUUUUGAUUUA